CAUUCCAACACUGUUUAAAACAAAAUAAAUAUAAAUAUAAAAUAAAACAAUUUUUAUAUAUUUAUUUUUGCAAUUGUGCAAAAGUAAAAAACAUAGCAAAAAAAUUCAAUAUCAAUGCGCUACUAAUAUUACCAUAAAGAGAGGACAAGCGUGACACCCACUCUGAGUAAAAUCUUCCCCUUUUUAUCUCACUGUUUUUGAGAGCUCCAUAGUCUCCAUUCAGAUUCAGAGAGAGAGAGAGAGAGAGAGAGAGAGAGAGCACAAAAAGCUCAUAGACUUGUUGAGAGAGAGAAGCAAAUAGAAUGGGAGGUUCUGCUUUAACUUUGUACACAUCUUUUCUCAAGUAAUAUGAAACAGAGAGGGUAGAGCCCCCCCCCACCCCCCCCAUUGGGUCAAUUAACCAUGGCUGUAGAGAAAUUUGUGCAAGAAUCCUUUCUUGAAGACGCCCUUUAUUGUGAAGAAGAAAAAUGGGGAGAUGUUGAAGAAGAUGAAGAUGAAGAUGCUGAAGAGAAGAGUGGAAUCACCUCCUCCUCCUCCUUCAAUGGAAUUUUCCCUUUAUUGGAGCAAGACUUGUUCUGGCAUGACGAAGAGCUUGAGUCCCUUUUCUGCAAAGAGAGAGAAACCGAAAACAGCAUCAAUGGAGGAGGAGCCAGAGGGACCUUUUGUGCUGAUAAUCUCUCCCUCUUCCGAGCAAGAAAAGAAGCUGUGGAAUGGAUCCUGAGAAUCAAUGCCCAUUAUGCCUUCUCAGCUUUGACUGCCAUUCUUGCAGUCAAUUAUCUUGACAGGUUUCUUUGCAGCUUGAGCUUUCAGAAAGACAAGCCAUGGAUGAUGCAGCUUGCUGCCGUCACUUGCCUCUCCUUGGCUGCUAAAGUCGAAGAAACUCAUGUCCCUCUUCUCCUCGACCUUCAAAUGGAGGGUGCCCAAUUUGUGUUCGAGGCCAAAACAAUCCAAAGAAUGGAGCUUUUGGUGCUGUCAUCUCUGAAAUGGAGGAUGAAUCCAGUGACCCCUCUUUCUUUCAUCGAUCACAUUAUAAGAAGGCUUGGGCUAAAGUGCUAUGUCCAUUGGGAAUUCCUCAGGAGCUGUGAAAAUCUCCUCCUCUCAGUUAUCUCCGAUUCAAGAUCCGUAGUUCACACGCCUUCUGUCUUGGCCACAGCCACAAUGCUUCACGUUAUUCGUCGAUUUGAACCUGAAAACUCUCUGCACUAUGAAAAUGACCUUCUUGCUGUACUCAAAAUCAACAAGGAGGAAGUGGGUGAAUGCUACGAGCUUCUCUCAGGCAUUUUGUCGAACACUUGGAAGAACAUUAAUAAUAAUAAUAAUAAUCCAGCAAUUAAGCGUAAAAGUUUGGGCGAAAUUCCAGAGAGCUCAAACGAUUCAUCAUGGUCGCCCCUUUUGAAGAAACGAAGGUUUGAUGUUCAAGAACAGAAAUUGAUGAUGAUCAGCCUGCCAUUGGCGUCUCCGUUGAAGUUGAGCAGAUCAGAUCAGUACUAGAGAACCAAUGAAUCCUCCUUCCCAGUUUGAUCGUUGUGCUCUUCGGAGGGAGGAAUCGAGAGAAUGGAAAAGGGAAGAGAAUCAAAGAGGAAGAGGUGGAGCUGCCAUGGCAGCGGCAGCAGCAGAAAACUCCAAAUUGAAAUCUCUAAAUCCAUAUAUGGUUUGGUUGGCUGGCAAUUCAUGAGAGAAAAAGAGAUUUGAAAAAAAAAAAAAAAAGAAAA
Molecule: messenger RNA, 1712 nt
Organism: Andrographis paniculata
Lineage: Eukaryota; Viridiplantae; Streptophyta; Magnoliopsida; Lamiales; Acanthaceae
Product: cyclin-D3-1-like
Exons: 4
Coding region: 403-1491 (362 amino acids)
Biological process (GO): regulation of cyclin-dependent protein serine/threonine kinase activity; mitotic cell cycle phase transition
Cellular component (GO): nucleus; cytoplasm; cyclin-dependent protein kinase holoenzyme complex
Molecular function (GO): cyclin-dependent protein serine/threonine kinase regulator activity
Source: RefSeq, a predicted model, not a curated record